Messenger RNA from Octodon degus (degu), 9871 nucleotides. It is a transcript of the gene Cdc42bpa, whose product is annotated as CDC42 binding protein kinase alpha. Gene Ontology annotation, molecular function: protein serine/threonine kinase activity; ATP binding. Lineage: Eukaryota; Metazoa; Chordata; Mammalia; Rodentia; Octodontidae. The transcript has 38 exons. Gene Ontology annotation, biological process: peptidyl-threonine phosphorylation; actomyosin structure organization. Gene Ontology annotation, cellular component: actomyosin; cytoplasm; cytoskeleton. Bases 851 to 6010 code for a protein of 1719 amino acids. The record is from RefSeq and is a predicted model, not a curated record.
GCCGCUGCUCCCGGAGCCCGGGUGCCCAGCCGCCCGCAGCCGCCUUCCCACCGCAGCCGUGCUGCCGGCCAGGCCCCUGGGAGAAGCCGGGAGAAAAAUGAAGAGUUUCCAUUGGAAUCUGUUGGAAAUAGGACUCACUGCAAAGCCUUAAAAAGAAAGACCUCGGGAACAGAAGGAAGAGCCUCCUCCGGGCGAGACUCGGCGUGCUCUGAGCCAAGGAGAAGCCGCUCCGGGGACCUCGCCCCCUCCCUUGGCCGCUGGAGAAAUUGCCGUGGAUGCGUUAUCCAAGUGGUGGUUGGGAAGAUUUGCAGCAGAAUUUUUGGUUUUCCCUCCCCCUCCUAUUCAUGCUGUUUUUUUUUUUUUUUUUCCUCCCUUUUCUAUUUUCCUUCUUCCCGGGAAGUGAAUUGCGGAUGCAGGGGGACUUUACUCAUUAAUGAUGCAACCGGAUUCGUUUCAGGAUUCUGUUGCACGAGUUGAAUUUUGAAUGAAGGAGAAGAGUUUUUUUUUUUUGUUGUUGUUUUUUUUGAAAAGAAGUGUUGAGUUCGUUGUACUUUUAAUUUUUUAUUUAAAUAUACAAUUGUAUUAUUUUAAGAUGCAUUAAAUAUAUAUAUAUAUGUUUUAUGGUAACUUGCCGUCAAGAUAAGUGUCUACGGGUGAAAUUGAAGACGCUUCAUUUAAGUAAAGUUACUGGUGUAUUGGAUGUUUAAUUCAGCACCGGCAUUACAUGACAGUUGUUAGAAUAACAAGUGGUUUAUUUUAAAAACCACACCUUAACAAAUUUAGGUUCAAAUAGUUACAAUAAAAAGUGUAAUAACAAUUUAAAAGAAAGCCAGCCGAAAUCGAAGCAAACAUGUCCGGAGAAGUGCGUUUGAGGCAGUUGGAGCAGUUUAUUUUGGAUGGGCCAGCUCAGACCAAUGGGCAGUGCUUCAGUGUGGAGACCUUACUGGAUAUACUCAUCUGCCUUUAUGAUGAAUGCAAUAAUUCUCCAUUAAGAAGAGAGAAGAACAUUCUUGAAUACUUAGAAUGGGCUAAACCAUUCACUUCUAAAGUGAAACAAAUGCGACUACAUAGAGAAGACUUUGAAAUAUUAAAGGUGAUUGGUCGAGGUGCAUUUGGGGAGGUUGCUGUAGUAAAACUAAAAAAUGCAGAUAAAGUAUUUGCCAUGAAAAUUUUGAAUAAAUGGGAAAUGCUGAAAAGAGCUGAGACAGCAUGUUUUCGUGAAGAAAGGGAUGUAUUAGUGAAUGGAGACAAUAAGUGGAUUACAACUUUGCACUAUGCUUUCCAGGAUGACAAUAAUUUAUACCUAGUUAUGGAUUAUUAUGUUGGUGGGGAUUUGCUUACUCUGCUCAGCAAAUUUGAAGAUAGAUUGCCUGAAGAUAUGGCUCGAUUUUACUUGGCGGAGAUGGUGAUAGCAAUUGACUCAGUUCAUCAACUGCAUUAUGUACAUAGAGACAUUAAGCCUGACAAUAUAUUGAUGGAUAUGAAUGGACAUAUUCGGUUAGCAGAUUUUGGAUCUUGUUUGAAGCUGAUGGAAGAUGGAACGGUCCAGUCCUCAGUGGCAGUUGGAACUCCAGAUUAUAUUUCUCCUGAAAUCCUUCAAGCCAUGGAAGAUGGAAAAGGCAGAUAUGGACCUGAGUGUGACUGGUGGUCUUUGGGAGUCUGUAUGUAUGAAAUGCUUUAUGGAGAAACACCAUUCUAUGCAGAAUCUCUAGUGGAGACAUACGGAAAAAUCAUGAACCACAAAGAGAGGUUUCAGUUUCCAGCCCAAGUGACUGAUGUUUCUGAAAAUGCUAAGGAUCUUAUUCGAAGACUCAUUUGUAGCAGAGAACAUCGACUUGGUCAAAAUGGAAUAGAAGACUUCAAGAAACACCCAUUUUUUAAUGGCAUUGAUUGGGAUAACAUUCAAAACUGUGAAGCACCUUAUAUUCCUGAAGUUAGUAGCCCAACAGAUACAUCAAAUUUUGAUGUGGAUGAUGAUUGUUUAAAAAAUUCUGAAACAAUGCCCCCACCAACACACACUGCAUUUUCUGGACACCAUCUGCCGUUUGUUGGUUUUACAUAUACUAGUAGUUGGGGAUACCAUUCUGAGUCUACACAGACUGUCCAAGCUUUACAGCAUUCAACUGUCGAUGGUCCACUAACAGCAAGCAAGGAUUUAGAAAUAAAAAACUUAAAAGAAGAAAUUGAAAAACUAAGGAAACAAAUAGCAGAAUCAAGUCAUUUGGAGCAGCAACUUGAAGAAGCUAAUUCUGUGAGACAAGAACUAGAGGAUGCUUUUAGACAAAUCAAGGCUUAUGAAAAACAAAUCAAAACUUUACAACAAGAAAGGGAAGAACUAAAUAAGGAACUAGUCCAGGCUAGUGAGCGAUUAAAAAACCAAUCCAAAGAGCUGAAAGACGCACACUGUCAGAGGAAACUGGCCAUGCAGGAAUUCAUGGAGAUCAAUGAGCGACUAACAGAAUUGCACACCCAAAAACAGAAACUUGCUCGCCACGUCCGAGAUAAGGAAGAAGAGGUGGACCUGGUGAUGCAAAAAGUUGAAAGCUUAAGGCAAGAACUGCGCAGAACAGAAAGAGCCAAAAAAGAGCUGGAAGUUCAUACUGAAGCUCUAGUUGCUGAAUCAUCUAAAGAUAAGAAACUACGAGAGCAGAGCGAGUAUUAUUCUAAGCAAUUGGAAAAUGAAUUGGAAGGACUGAAGCAAAAACAAAUUAGUUAUUCACCAGGAGUAUGCAGCAUAGAACACCAGCAAGAGAUAUCCAAACUGAAGACUGAUUUGGAAAAGAAAAGUAUAUUUUAUGAAGAAGAAAUAUCUAAAAGAGAGGGAAUACAUGCAAGUGAGAUUAAAAAUCUGAAGAAAGAACUGCACGAUUCAGAAGGCCAGCAACUGGCUCUCAACAAAGAAAUUAUGGUUUUAAAAGACAAACUGGAAAAAACCAGGAGAGAAAGUCAAAGUGAAAGGGAAGAAUUUGAAAAUGAGUUCAAACAACAAUAUGAGCGAGAAAAAGUGUUACUAACUGAAGAAAAUAAAAAGUUGACAAGUGAACUUGAUAAGCUUACCACUUUGUAUGAAAACUUAAGUAUGCGCAACCAGCAGUUAGAAGAAGAGGUAAAAGAUCUAGCUGACAAGAAGGAAUCUGUUGCACAUUGGGAAGCCCAAAUCACAGAAAUAAUUCAGUGGGUCAGUGAUGAAAAGGAUGCACGAGGGUAUCUUCAGGCCUUAGCUUCUAAAAUGACUGAAGAAUUGGAAGCAUUGAGAAAUUCCAGUUUGGGUACACGAGCAACAGAUAUGCCAUGGAAAAUGCGUCGUUUUGCAAAACUGGACAUGUCAGCUAGACUAGAGUUGCAGUCGGCUCUGGAUGCAGAAAUAAGAGCCAAACAGGCCAUCCAAGAAGAGCUGAAUAAAGUUAAAGCAUCUAACAUCAUAACAGAAUGUAAACUAAAAGAUUCUGAGAAGAAGAAUUUGGAACUACUAGCAGAAAUUGAACAACUACUAAAGGACACUGAAGAACUUAGAUCUGAAAAGGGUAUAGAGCACCAAGACUCACAGCAUUCUUUCUUGGCAUUUUUGAAUACGCCUACCGAUGCUCUGGAUCAAUUUGAAGAUUCCUUUUCUUCUUCCUCAUCCUCACUGAUUGAUUUUUUCGAUGACACUGAUCCUGUUGAGAACACUUAUGUACGGAACCCGAGCAUCAAGUUUUCCAACCAGUCAAGGUCCACAUCUCCUUCCACAUCUAGUGAAGCUGAGCCAGUUAAGAUUGCAGACUGUGCUCCACUUCCAGCUCACACUCCAACCUUAAGGAAAAAGGGAUGCCCGGGCUCAACUGGCUUUCCACCUAAGCGCAAGACUCAUCAGUUUUUUGUAAAAUCUUUCACUUCUCCCACCAAAUGUCAUCAGUGUACCUCUUUGAUGGUGGGUUUGAUUAGACAAGGCUGUUCAUGUGAAGUGUGUGGAUUCUCAUGCCAUAUAACUUGUGUAAACAAAGCUCCAACCUCGUGUCCUGUUCCUCCCGAGCAGACAAAAGGUCCCUUGGGUAUAGAUCCACAGAAAGGAAUAGGAACAGCAUAUGAAAGCCAUGUCAGGAUCCCUAAGCCAGCUGGAGUAAAGAAAGGAUGGCAGAGGGCCCUGGCUGUGGUUUGUGACUUCAAACUUUUUCUGUAUGACAUUGCUGAAGGAAAAGCAUCUCAGCCCAGUGUUGUCAUUAGUCAAGUUAUUGAUAUGAGAGAUGAAGAAUUUUCUGUAAGUUCUGUUUUGGCUUCUGAUGUUAUUCAUGCAAGUCGAAAAGAUAUACCAUGUAUAUUUAGAGUCACAGCUUCCCAGCUCUCAGCACCUAAUAACAAAUGUUCAAUCCUGAUGCUGGCAGACAGUGAAAAUGAGAAGAGUAAAUGGGUGGGAGUGCUCAGUGAAUUGCACAAGAUUCUGAAGAAAAACAAAUUCAGAGACCGCUCAGUCUAUGUUCCCAAAGAGGCUUAUGACAGUGCUCUGCCUCUCAUUAAAACAACCCAGGCUGCUGCAAUCAUAGAUCAUGAAAGGAUAGCUUUGGGAAAUGAAGAAGGGUUAUUUGUUGUACAUGUCACCAAAGAUGAAAUUAUUAGAGUUGGUGACAACAAGAAGAUUCAUCAGAUUGAACUCAUUCCAAAUGAUCAGCUUGUUGCAGUGAUCUCAGGACGAAAUCGCCACGUACGACUUUUUCCUAUGUCAGCUUUGGAUGGGCGAGAGACAGAUUUUUAUAAGCUAGCAGAAACUAAAGGCUGUCAAACUAUAACUUCUGGAAAAGUGCGUCAUGGAGCGCUAACAUGCCUGUGUGUGGCUAUGAAAAGGCAGGUCCUCUGUUACGAACUUUUUCAGAGCAAGACCCGUCACAGAAAAUUUAAGGAAAUUCAAGUCCCAUGCAAUGUCCAGUGGAUGGCAGUCUUCAGUGAACAGCUCUGUGUGGGAUUCCAGUCAGGAUUUCUAAGAUACCCUUUGAAUGCAGAAGGAAGUCCAUGCAGUAUGCUCCAUUCAAAUGACCACACACUGUCAUUUAUUGCACAUCAACCAAUGGAUGCUAUCUGCGCAGUUGAGAUCUCCAGUAAAGAAUAUCUGCUGUGUUUUAACAGCAUUGGGAUAUACACUGACUGCCAGGGCCGAAGAUCUAGACAGCAGGAACUGAUGUGGCCAGCAAAUCCUUCCUCUUGUUGUUACAAUGCACCUUAUCUCUCAGUAUACAGUGAAAAUGCAGUUGAUAUUUUUGAUGUGAACUCCAUGGAAUGGAUUCAGACUCUUCCUCUCAAAAAGGUUCGGCCUUUAAACAGUGAUGGAUCAUUAAAUCUUUUAGGGAUGGAGACAGUUAGAUUAAUAUAUUUCAAAAAUAAGAUGGCAGAAGGGGAUGAACUGGUAGUUCCUGAAACAUCAGAUAACAGUCGGAAACAAAUGGUUAGAAAUAUCAACAACAAGCGCCGUUAUUCCUUCAGAGUUCCAGAGGAGGAAAGGAUGCAGCAGAGGAGGGAGAUGCUGCGAGAUCCAGAAAUGAGAAAUAAAUUAAUCUCUAACCCAACUAAUUUUAACCACAUAGCACACAUGGGUCCUGGAGAUGGAAUACAGAUCCUGAAAGACCUGCCAAUGAACCCUCGUCCUCAGGAAAGCCGGACAGUAUUCAGCGGCUCCGUCAGCAUCCCAUCCAUCACCAAGUCCCGCCCAGAGCCAGGCCGCUCCAUGAGUGCCAGCAGCGGCCUGUCAGCAAGGUCAUCCACACAGAACGGCAGUGCGUUGAAGAGGGAGCUCUCCGGAGGAAGUUACAGUGCAAAGCGACAGCCCAUGCCCUCCCCAUCAGAGGGCUCUUUGUCAUCCGGAGGCAUGGACCAAGGAAGCGAUGCCCCUGCCAGGGACUAUGAUGGAGAGGACUCCGACUCGCCGAGGCAUUCCACAGCAUCCAACAGCUCCAACCUGAGCAGCCCCCCAAGCCCAGUUUCACCCCGAAAGACCAAGAGCCUCUCCCUGGAGAGCACGGACCGCGGGAGCUGGGACCCCUGAGCCCCGGGUGCUCUGCCCACACCCCUCCACCACCUUCCCCACUUCCAUCUCCUCCUCCACUUUGGCUGGAGCCCAGCAGCGGCCGAGUGGGGCACACGCUUGCAACAUGACACUGGCCUGGCAGCACCAUGCCCCUGGCCCGCAGCAGCCACGCAGGCCCCUUCCCUGCGGCCGAGGUCGACGGCAGGUCAUUCCUGCAUAGCGUUGCUUUCAGUCACAUUUACUCCCUGGCCCCAAAGGUAGCUUCAGUAGACAGAUUACACAGUGUAACUGUACGAGUGAGACUAGACAGGUUUGUUUUCACAGUAGCACCUCACAUACCCUCAGAGAGCACCUGGGAUUCCGCACCAGAGGGACCCAGCCUGUGGAGGCCACUGCCCUCCUCAGCAAUUGUUGUCGGAACCCCCCUGAAUCCUCACAGAUUAAAACAGUGCAUAUUUUACUACAGUACAGAGUUUAAAUAAAUACAUAAUGUAGAAGUUAAAUGCUGAAUGUAUAUAGUCAAAAGAAGCAUCUUGUAAUCAAUGAGAUGGAUGCAUAUAUCAGAGUGUUUAAUUUAAGAGAUGUGUUGUUUCUUGUCUAUUUCCAAGCUAAGUCACAUACAGGGUAGAAAGGCUUCAUGCUGACAUUGGAAGAGGGAAAGGGGAAAACUGAGGUCCCUGUGGUGCCCCGGCCUCACACUGGUGGCAGGCCAUGGUCAUCUGGGUCCUUAGGGGACAUCUGGGGACACUGGCUUCAUUGAUUGCAACCUGGGCUCCUAGAGUUGAAACAUCUGAAACCACUUGAGCAGUAGCUUCAGAGGCACGCUCACCUGUACCUGGGGCAUGUCUCUUUUGGCGAUAGAAUUGAACCACACUUAGGUAUCUUCUGCAGGUGAGUGUAGAGAUGCGGUGCCGUCACCCUCUGAUUGAGCCCUUCCAUCUGAAAGGAGUGUUGUGGCUUUUGCAAGUUCAUAAAAAGGUUCAUAGAAGUGUUUUUUCUCCUGGGUGAAAGCGAAGUGUUUGUCCCAGGGCUAGGGAUGGCUUCUGAACAAGGAGGCUUUUUCCUCAAGGGUGGGUAGGAAAUUCUUCAGAUGGGCCUGGGGGGAAAGGCUUUUAUUACCAAAUAAUAAGAAACCUCAAAAGCAAGGACUUGAACAGCCUUAACCAAAUACUCGUUCCUAGAGCAGUGGUAAGUGGGUGGGAUGAUUCCUGGGCGCAGUCAGCAAGUGACCCAGGGUGGCCAGCUUCACUGGAUGCCCCCUGGCUCAGUAUUGCCUUGUUAGUUGUGUUUCCAUUUGGAUUUCUCCUGCUUUCCAGGAGGAAAUGAGGUCCAGAACCAAAAGAACUUAAUGCUGUAGUCAUUUCACCCUUCAAGCACAUGAACAGAGAAAAAAUAGCUCAUGGAAGAGAAUCUGGCUCUCUUUUCACCCAAGUUUCUGGAAGAAAUAGAAGCAGGAUUUUGUCAUUUUCUUAAUUUGGCAUAAAUGAAGAAAAUCCUCCUGCAGUUGCCAGCCUGGGUUGCAGUAUCUGAGCCUUGCACCACUGGUUUGUGGUGCUUCUCAUGCUUUGCCUGAUAGCAUGCUAUAGGGCCCUGGCAUCCCCAAAUGCAUGCCACUUUAUGUAGAAGGUUCUCGAGAUUCAGCGAGGGAGGAAGGGAUCUUUUGGGGGAUUAUGUGCCCAGUGCUUCUAGCAGUGAACUUUAGACACUCCGACACUGAAGCAUUCUGCAUUUGUUGCUGUUCAGGUUUGGUUAUAUUUUAUUCUCAGUGGUCACUGUUCCCAGUGUAGCUCUAAUCUCCCAAAUAGUUUUGCUUUUGGAAAAGAAGUAACAUAUAAAUACUUUAUACACCCAAAUAUGGGGGCAGGGCUCAGAGCUUGAAUAUUUUUCCCAUGUGAUUCUUGUGGCUGCUUAAACUUGGCAGAGGAGAGAUCCGCUAGCCUGGUGCAGGCGCUGCCCCGGCCACGCGCCACCCUGCCCUCUGCUCUCACCUUCGCCGCUCUUCUUUUCCCAGGCCAAGAAUUGUAGGGCUCCAUGCUAAGCCAUUAGUCUGUAGUUCUGCAAUGAAUUGUGAACUUCUGUUGCCUAUAGGUGCUUAUUUUUCAAAGUAUACUUUUAAAAUUAAAAUAACAAAACUAUCUGAAGGGUAGGCUCCAACACCGUGAGUCCAGCGCCUCCAGGGGCAGGUGAACGAGGAGCCCAUGGCCAGCACCACAGCACUGUUUCCCUCAGCAAGCCUAAGCAGACGCUGAGCACAGGAUUUGGAGGGAGAAACUACCAGGGCAGUAAUUCUUAUGGACAUUUUCCCAAGGUGAUGAUCAGCCUUCUGGGCUUAUCCCAUUCCUAAAUCUGAGGCCAUGUUCCUUCAGAAGCUUCUGAAAGGUGGAGAAUAGGUUCCAAGAAAGGGAAAAUGUAAGGACCACUCAGGUCAGUAGCAAGGAUCAUGGGCUAUGUUGCUGCCAGAAGUUGUUUUGUUUUUGUUUUUGUUUUUUUAAUGCAGGACCCUUUCCUAAAAUGUAUGUGGCAAUGGGAAUUAAUUUUUCAGUAGAAAGAAGGAAAUGCACUAGAGACAUUUCUGGCAUCAGUCUGUGUUGAUACUUGGUGCUAUCUAUGUCCAACCAAUUUGUUACCUACUCUUGAAUUCUGGCUAAUCUUAUCAUGUGCUUUUUGGGUGUAUAAAAUUACACACACAUUUCUUUUUGCCAAAACAAAAACCUUCCUCGUCAAAUUGUUGCUAAAGGAGAUCUCACUUUAGUUUGAUACCAUACAGCACCCUGGACACCUGGCAACGUGCAUUUUCUCCGGGGGCGGGGGGAGCAGCUUUCUGGCUGUCGGAUACAACUGCAGAGGGCCCAUCUGUUUGGUUUCCCAAGCAGUCCUGUACCCAAAUUUCAGGGGAGAAUCUGAAAUUCCUGCUGUGUUUACAGCAGCAGUCUCAUUUCCAGCUGGCUCAGCCUCACUGUUCACUGUCCUUCCUUAAUAGUUAGAAUUGUGUUAUGUCAUUACUUAGUGGCCACAUGUGUUUUGGAGAAGAACCAGUUGGUUUGUGUGGAAUCUCAGGUAUCAUUAGGAGAGGUCAGCGCAGGGGGAGCAGAUGUCCCAACCCGGAGAGGUGACAGUGACCACACUCUGCUCUCCUAGCCCAGUGAGAACAGCAGAGGCCCACUCCCCCCCAUAAACCAAGGGCACUCAGCAACCUGGUGCCCCCUGUGGGUCACUGGGCACAUGGAGGCAGAUGGGCAUGUAGAGAAGCUGCAGGGUAUCUCAGUGCGCCCCUUGUAAACGUCUUUCCUUGUCAUGACCUCCCUCGUUCCUCAGAGCCAGUGCUGGAUGGAAGUGGAGGCAGCCAGGUAAGGAGAGCCCCACUUCGCAGUGCUGGGUUCCUCUCCCUUCCUUGGGGCGACACCAUGCGACAUAGGCACUGCAAUUAUGGGGACACUGACCACCACAAAUCAACCUUGAUGUCUCAUGAAAACAAAAUGACCUGCCUUUUUAUUUGAUAGUGUAUCAUUUAUUUUAUAAAUUUUUAGGGAUUUUUUUUCUCAUUGUAAUAUUAUUGUACAGUUUUGCAUGGCCUGGAUGUAAUCAUUUUUGUUUAGAAUAUAAUGCUGACCAAUAUGUGUUUAUGGAAGGGGAAAAAGAUAUGCUUUGGCCUCUUAUCACUUAUUUUGUUUGGUUUUAUACCCUCCGUGUCUUAGGGAACUUUAUUAAGAGAUUCUCUGCUACCAAACCAUGAUGUGGAUUCUUUUGCACAGAACUAUUUAAGGUGGGAUAGUCAAAAAUGUUAACAAAAGACUCCUCACCAGUCAUUUUAUGUUGGUAUCACUUAAUAUUAACCAGACUUGGAUGUACUGCAAUAAAACAGGGAGCUGUUCAGCCUGA